Hibiscus syriacus is the source of this 2686-nucleotide messenger RNA. RefSeq names its product aminotransferase ALD1, chloroplastic-like. Gene Ontology annotation, molecular function: L-lysine:pyruvate alpha-transaminase activity; pyridoxal phosphate binding. Gene Ontology annotation, biological process: systemic acquired resistance, salicylic acid mediated signaling pathway; L-pipecolic acid biosynthetic process. The record is from RefSeq and is a predicted model, not a curated record. Lineage: Eukaryota; Viridiplantae; Streptophyta; Magnoliopsida; Malvales; Malvaceae. Bases 1313 to 2659 code for a protein of 448 amino acids. The transcript is spliced from 11 exons. Gene Ontology annotation, cellular component: chloroplast.
GGAAUUAUUUUGAAACUAAAGUGUGAGUGCAUCAUGCACAAGACUCUGUAGAUUCUAAGUUUUUGAGUGACAAUCAGUGAAAAGAAAGCUCUUAUUAAAAAAAAGAUUAUGUAUGUUCUUUUUAGAAAUUUUGAGUUAGCCACUUUGUUUUCCCUUUCAAAAGAGAUGGUGACACUUCAAAUUAUUUCAAAUCCAAAAAAUUGAGGAAAAGUUUGGAUCCAUUUUCCUUGUGUGAUAAAAGACAAGAGCAUCAUGGAAAUGAGGAAAAAGGAAUAAAGGAGGAAAUUAGGUGAAACUGUGAAAAUAGGCAUGCCAUUCUUUGCUGAAUUUCUAUUGAAAUAUUAAUGCAUGCUGUAGUCUAAUAACUAAUAUCAAACGAACGCUCUGAACAUCUACAUCUGGUUUGAAUAGGAUCACUUAAGAUGUCUAUUCUUCCCAGGUCUGACUUCUGAAGGUCAUCACCUUGAUAUCCAUAAAUCUAGGCUGAGGGUUAAAUAUAUCCUCAAAUGUUAAGUUUUACAUCGUUGAUUGACUGCAGUAUGAUCCUACACAUUUGUCAAUAAAGAUGGGUAACAAUGUUUGUUUUUACUCUUCUAAUGUUCAAGCAAGAAGAUUAGAAGAGCUUGUCUUUGUACAACAUACGCAACCAAAAUGUGCAUAUACUAUGGGUUGCUUCUAGGGGUUGAUUGACCUUUCUCUGCAUGGGAAAAAAACUUGUGACUAGGCCACACAUAUGGACAUCUUGUGUAAGCUAGCGCAACUUGAUUGACAACUGACAAGUUAUGAAAUCGGAUAGUUUUCAUUGACAAACAUGAAUUAAUGAUCUUUUCAAAAUGUUUCGUGUAAACUAGUAAAGUUUUCUUUCCCUUUCAAAAGAUAUUGUAACACUUUUAAGGAUUGCAAAUGCCACGUUGAAGUAAAAAAUUGAACCAUUUUCCUUGUAUUAUAGAAUUAAAGAGCAUCACGCAAAUGCGGAAAACGAAAUAAAGGAAGAAAUUAGGUGAAGGUGUGGAAAAUAGACCUAUCUCUUUUUGUUAUAGAUAUUACUAUUAAAGAUCAAUGCAUGCACUAGUCCAACCAAUACUACCAACAAAUGAAAACCUAUGAAAAUUGACAUCUGGUGUGAAAUGGUCAACUUCACACGCAUCCUCUUCCAAGCAUUAACUUCUGCAUGAGUCACUUCCUUGAUAUUUGACUGUGGCAUCGGUCUAUAUAUUUGUCGAAGCGGAUGGGUUGCAUUCUUACAGCACAUCCCACUCCGAAGCAAGAAGGUUAGACGAGCUUGUGUUUUUGCUAAAUAUCCAAAACCAAAAUGUACAACUUAUCAGUUUGCAGUUUUAUGGCCUUUGGAAUUUCCUUGCCGCCUAAGAUGGUCCUGGCCAGUUUGAGACUUAAGCAGGGAAAUGGUCGUUGCACAAAUGUACCCCGCAAUGUAAACUUGGAAAAGCUGCAGAAUAACUAUUUGUUUCCUGAGAUUUCAAAGCGGGAGCUGCAGCACCUGGAAAAGUAUCCAAAUGCAAAAGUGAUUAGCCUUGGUAUUGGUGACACCACAGAGCCCAUUCCUGAGCAAAUCAGCCUUAGCAUGGCUAACUAUGCACAUUCCCUUUCAACUGCUGAAGGUUAUAGAGGAUAUGGAGCUGAGCAAGGGAAUCAGGCAUUGAGGAAAGCAAUUGCAGAAACAUUCUACAAAGAUGUCGCCAUAAAGGACGCAGAAAUUUUUGUAUCAGAUGGUUCCCAGUGUGACAUUUCCCGCCUCCAGCUGCUUCUGGGUUCAAAAGUGACAAUAGCUGUGCAAGAUCCAUCUUUUCCGGCUUAUAUAGAUUCAAGUGUCAUUAUCGGUCAGGCUGGUGAUUUUCAAGACAAAACUGGGAAGUAUCAGAAAAUCGAGUACAUGCAGCUCAGCCCUGAAAAUAAUUUCUUCCCUGAUUUAACAAUCACUCCAAGAACGGAUAUCAUCUUCUUUUGUUCGCCAAAUAAUCCUACAGGUCAUGCAGCGACGAGGAAGCAAUUACAGCAGCUUGUAGACUUUGCAAGGGAUAACGGAUCAAUUAUUAUUUUUGACUCUGCUUAUGCAACCUAUAUUUCUGAUGGCAGUCCUAAAUCAAUCUUUGAAAUUCCUGGAUCCAAAGAGGUUGCAAUUGAAAUUUCAUCGUUCUCCAAAUUUGCUGGGUUCACGGGAGUUCGUCUUGGUUGGACGGUAGUCCCCGAAGAACUCUUGUUUUCAGGUGGAUUUCCUGUCAUACAUGACUUCAAUCGCAUUGUGUGCACCUGCUUCAAUGGGGCAUCCAGUAUAGCUCAGGCCGGUGGACUAGCAUGCCUUUCUCCAGAAGGUUUCCAGGCUAUCCGCACGGUGAUCGACUACUACAAGGAGAAUGCUAGGAUAUUGGUAGACACAUUUGCUUCACUUGGUUUAGAAGUUUACGGCGGUGUCAACGCCCCAUAUGUUUGGGUGCAUUUUCCAGGUUCAGAAUCAUGGAAUGUAUUCACAGAAAUUCUCGAGAAGACUCAUAUAAUAACAGUACCGGGAUCUGGUUUUGGUCCCGGUGGCGCCGAGUAUAUCAGAAUCAGUGCAUUCGGGAAAAGAGUGCGCAUCAUAGAAGCAUCUUGGAGGCUGGAAAAACUUUUCUCCAUGGGAAAAUCCCCCUUUUUAAGUCUCUAGAAUAAACAAUGAGGUGGUAUAUGUUAA